AUGGCCAAGCUGAAGCUGCCGCGGUGCUUCCGGCGCAGGCCCGUGCGCUUCCUCACGCUGCUGGGGCUGUACCUGGCGGCCGGCAGCCUGCUGCUCCUGCGCUCGGGCCUCGCCGGCGAGCCCGCGGCCGUGCCCGGCGGCCGCCGCGGCCCCGGAGCCGCCGAGGGGCCGGGGCUGCCCUACCUGGGGGUGAUGAGGCUGAGCCGAGGCUUUGGGGCGCCGGCCCAGGGGAGACGGAGACAAGGCCCCUGGUUGAAGAGCGGCCCCAAGGAGGCAGAGGACAGGGGCAGAGCUGGGGAGUACGGCGGCAGCCGGAGCCGGGCGCCCAGGGCCAGGAGCGGCCGCGACAAGGAGGACGACAGAGCGAGAUACAUCGGCUGCUACGUGGACAACACCCGGCACCGAACGCUGCGCGGUGUGUCCUUCUUUGACUACAAGAAGAUGACGGUGUUCCGUUGCCAGGACAACUGCGCCGAGCGGGGUUACCUCUAUGCAGGGCUGGAGUUUGGUGCUGAGUGCUACUGUGGGCACAAGAUCCAGGCAGCCAAUGCCAGCGAGUCCGAGUGCAACAUGGAGUGCAAAGGGGAGAGGAGCAACACGUGUGGGGGCAUCAACCGCCUCUCCAUCUACCGCCUGGAGCUGGCCCAGGAGUCUGCCAGGAGAUAUGGCAGUGCCAUAUUCCGAGGCUGCUUCCACCGGCCGGACAACGUGUCCCUGGCACUGCCCGUCAGCCAGCCCAUGCCCAACAUGUCUGUGGACAAGUGUGUGGACUUCUGCACUGAGAAGGAGUACCCACUGUCAGCCCUGGCUGGCACCCGCUGCCACUGUGGUUUCCCCACCACCCUCUUCACCCUCCACGAGCGUGAGGACGAGCAGCUCUGCGCCCACAAAUGUGCUGGGGAGGAGUUUGAGAGCUGUGGCACUGCUGAAUACCUCCUGGUGUACCAGACCCAAGUGCAAGACAACCGCUGCAUGGACAGGAGGUUCCUGCCCAGCCGUGCCAAGCAGCUGGUCGCCCUGGCCAGCUUCCCUGGCGCUGGCAACACCUGGGCACGGCACCUGAUCGAGCUGGCCACCGGCUUCUACACCGGCAGCUACUACUUCGAUGGCUCUCUCUACAACAAAGAGUGGCCGGAGUUCGUGGCCAACUACGCGCCGUGGUGGGCGACGCACGCGCUGGACUGGCUGCGCUACGGCAGGAACGUGCUCGUGGUGCAUUUCGAGGACCUCAAGAGGGACCUUUACGUGCAGCUGCAGAGGAUGGUGGGGCUGCUGGGCAUCAGGGCCUGCCAGGACAGGCUGCUCUGUGUGGAGAGCCAGAAGGAUGGCAACUUCAAACGCUCAGGCCUGAGGAAGCUGGAGUACGACCCCUACACCCCCGAGAUGAGGCGGCUCAUCAGCGGCUACAUCCGGAGCGUGGACGCGGCUCUGAAGCUCCGCAACCUCUCGGGGGUCCCAGAUGACUAUUACCCCAGAUGAUGAUGAUGAGGGUAGAGGGGAAGCCAUCCCAGCUUGGUGAGGAAGGGCUGGGGCUUCCCAUCCUCUUCUUACUUCCACCCAGUGGGUGGUUUUUGGUUUAGCUGCCCCCUGUCUGCUGCUCGUAGCCGCCCCUCACCCCCUGCAUGAGCUCCCCAGCCCUGGCCCCGGGGCUGUGUGCUGAGUGCUGCCCUCACUGCAGGCUUCUUGCUGCAGCUCCCCUGUCCCAGCUGCCACAGCCCUCCUGGGCAAUGCCAGGGCUGCUCUGUGCCCGCCCCUGGGGGCUGGCUGCUGCCUCACACGCUCCCUGUGCUGCUGGAGCUGAGCUCCCCUGGGCUGGGGACCCUCAGACUCCCUGGGCAGCCCUGGGAGGCUGUUGCCCAGCCCUAGAUGAAGCCCCUUGGUCUUGCCAAGGGUGGUUGGCACAAUGGGGGUGAUGCUCCCAGGGAUCCCAGUGGGAGGGUGUGGAGAUGGAGAGGGUGGUGCCAGGGAGGGCAAUGUGUGGUGGCUGUGUGUGCCCCAGCCCCUGCCCCUGUGGGGAUCCCCCCCCAGCCUGGGGACAUGGGGGGUCUCUGGGAGAAGGCUGCCAGCCCCUGCCACAGCACUGGGCAAUGUUGCUGCUCCAUCCAUGUGGUCCCAGCCCUGGGGAGCCCAUGACUCCUACCUGGGGACUCUCAAGGGGGGUUCAUCCCCCCUCAGGAGGGUGAUGCUCGAAAGGCCCCAGGCACAGGAGCUUACUGGCCCCACAACCAUGUCCAUACCUCACUUUGAAAAGCUCACAAGCCAGAAGAGCCCCUGCCAGGAGCAGCUUUAAAGCCAGGAGCAGGGGCUGUGCUGCAGCCCACCUGCAUCAAUGUCCCCCCCAUAGCAGCAAGGAGCAAACCCCAGGGCUGAGCUUUCUGCCAUCCCUCCUGCUGAAUCCUGCCCACAUCCCCAUGGGACCCCCACCCCUUGUGAAACCAAAGGAUCUGUGUGCAUGGGGAAGAUGCUGUUUGCCAGGAUGGCUUUGUGCAGAGCUGCAUGCAGUCCCCAGCCAUUCCCUCCCUGCCACACCACCCUCCCAGCCUGAUCCUCUGCUGGCUUUGCCCCAGAUAAGCUCCCUCCCUCCCUUUUCCUCCCCUUCCCUCCUCUCCUCUCCCCUCCUUCCCACCUUUGGAUGUAGGUGCAAAAGCCAUACACUGUACUCAGCCUUUUCUAGAGUUUAGGUAUUUAACAACUGGCUUUUAACUCUUGAUCUUGAUAGAAAUAGAGGCACAGGUGGAAACCUAGAGACAGCUUCCAACCUGUGCUCAAAGAGAGAGAGAAGAAAACUCCAAGGAGACAGAAAAAGAAGAGAGAGAAUUUCAGAUGCAGUCUAUUUUUGUAAGGUGCAUGUGGAGGGGCCAUGGGCUGGGGGCUCCUGGCCCCUUGCUUUGGAGGGAGGUGGGUAAAUGUGUUUCUAAGGGAGCUGCUGCCCUGUUUUUAACUCUUCCCUUGACAAAUGGCUGGAGGUUUUGCAGGAGAGGGGGGAGUGAGCCCCAUCCUGGCAGAGGGAAUGGAGCUGAGCCCACUGCCUGGGCUGACUCUGCCUUGGUCAGAACAAAUCCUCAGGUCAAUCCAGCUAUUAAAGGAGAGGUUUU
This is a messenger RNA of Colius striatus (speckled mousebird), 3095 nucleotides long. RefSeq names its product WSC domain containing 2 (gene WSCD2). The record is from RefSeq and is a predicted model, not a curated record. The transcript has 7 exons. NCBI's taxonomy places the organism in Eukaryota, Metazoa, Chordata, Aves, Coliiformes, Coliidae. Bases 1 to 1479 code for a protein of 492 amino acids.